This is a messenger RNA of Meloidogyne enterolobii, 1312 nucleotides long. NCBI's taxonomy places the organism in Eukaryota, Metazoa, Nematoda, Chromadorea, Rhabditida, Meloidogynidae. The record is from the annotation of a GenBank genome assembly.
AUGGAAAUUCCUUCACGCACAAAACUUCGAGCACAAAGAAUUUUUGGAGUUUUUCAAGCAAAUAUUUUUUGGCAAAAGAGUGGAUUAUAUUUGGCUGCACACACUGAACGUUAUCAAAAAAUGAACGUAAUUAAAAAUAAGGAAGAUGUUAAUAAACCUGCAGAAAUAAAAUAUUUGGGUGUCACAUCCCAUUUAGAAAUUUUUGAUUGUACUGAAAAAACAAUUUCUGUGUUAACAUUACAGCUACCCGAACCUUUUUUAAAUUUUGCUUGGGAACCUAAAGGAAAUAAAUUUUGUGUUCUAGUCGGUUCAAAUUCACCAAAAAUAACUCCAUUAAUUUAUCGUUAUGACAAAGGCAAAUCUGCCCCCCAACUUUUAUCAAAAAUUGAAUCUGGAACAAAUUUAAAUUCAAUAUCUUGGGCCCCCCAAGGUGGUUGGUUAAUUGUUUAUGGGGCAAGUACUCCUGGAGGUUUAGUUUAUUUUAUUGAUGCUAGUGGACAAACAGAAGCUAAUAGAAUUCGGUCUAUUGAACAUCCUUCGUUAACUAAGGCAUUUUGGGACCCAACAGGACGUUAUUUAGCAAUUUGUUCAUUUGGAGGCAAAAGUCGUUACGAAACUGGUUAUCGAAUUUAUACAUUUCUUGGAAGAGAAAUUUUGCGAAAAAUUGUUGAUUCUUUGUUGCAAUUUAGAUGGAGACCUCGCCCACCAAUUCAAUUAAGUGAACACAAACUUAAAGAAAUUAGAAAGACUUUAAAACAAAAAUCACAACAAUUUGAGGAGGAAGAUAAGAGGGAAUUACUUAAAGUGUCUAAGGAAAUUAUUGAACUUCGUCAAAGUGCAUUGGCUUUAUUCAAAGAAAUUCGACAACGUAGCCAAAAUUAUGAUAUUGAAGAAAGAGAAGAAAAAUUAGCUUUGAGAGGUGGAAAAGAUUUGAAAAAGAUGGAAUUGGAUUUGGUAGAAGAAACAAUUACAAUUGCUUUGAAUACAGAAAUGGAGGAAUUGAAAGAAACAAAUACUGCUAAGGAGAGUGAUGAUAUGGAUUAAUUGGAGAAAUAUUUUUUUUUGUUGAGUUUUUUUUGGUUUAAAAAAUCUUUGUUGUGUUUAUACAAGUAUAAAUAAAUUUAUUUUCGGAAAAAAUCCAUUCAAGAAAUAGAUUACUUUUGAAUGGAUUAGAGUACGAAUUUUGCUUGAAUCUGUAAAGGUGAACAAUGUUUUUUAAUGCCCGCAUGUCGGAGUACACCUACAUCUAGCCGAACAUACCGCUGGCGUUCCUCUUUGUCGAACAACUUCACCCGUUGGAAAAACGAACCCC